AUGUCCAUACUGAUUAGUGGUUCACAGGAGAUCCUCAACGGCCCUUCCAUCGAUGCGAUGCUUCGAGGUCUAACCGAGAGGCCGAAUGUACAGUCCACCUUGAUCCUAUCUCGAAAAGAUGGUUCUAUCAUAAGAGUUACAGGCAUUGCCGGCCCUGGGGAGAGAAGAUCGUCGGCUUCUGCUACAGCGUACCACUGGCCGCAGGCACAAGAGUCUAAGGGAGCCGCAGAUCUGUCAGAGAAAGGGCGUUCGGCUCUUGCCAGUGAAUCAGAUGAGCCAUCAGACGCCCAACAUGUUGAGAAACCGGUUGAACGGUUGGCUGCAUCCAUCUUUCAAUUCGUGAACAAUGCCAGUAUUAUGGGGGCAACGCUUGGUGCAGCUUCCCGAAACACGGAACGCCCAGAAGGGCCAUACGCUGGCGCAGGCUAUGGCGAGGCCAAAAGGGUCCAGAAUAAAGAGCGACACACUGAAGAAGAUGCAGAAAAUGGAAUUACUGAGGAUGAAGUUCAAUUGCUCAGGCUGCGAACCAAACACCAAGAGAUCAUCAUUUUCCCUGAUCCCAACUACAUCUGCUGUGUUGUUCAACGGAUCGGCAAGACUGCCAGCGGCCAUGACAGAAGAUAG
This is a messenger RNA of Fonsecaea erecta, 624 nucleotides long. RefSeq lists its product as hypothetical. The coding region runs from base 1 to 624 and encodes 207 amino acids. Gene Ontology annotation, cellular component: cytoplasm; cytoplasmic dynein complex. Gene Ontology annotation, biological process: microtubule-based movement. NCBI's taxonomy places the organism in Eukaryota, Fungi, Ascomycota, Eurotiomycetes, Chaetothyriales, Herpotrichiellaceae. The record is from RefSeq and is a predicted model, not a curated record. The transcript has a single exon. Gene Ontology annotation, molecular function: dynein intermediate chain binding.